GCUUUAGCUGAAGAACAAGAGCAAUGAAGAGCCUUCUGCCUCUACUUUUGAUUUUCCUAGCAUUUUCUUCUGCAUUUCCUGCAGGACGAAAGAUGAGAAAUGAAGAACAUAUGCACGUGGCUCAGGCGUAUCUCAGUCAGUUCUAUUCCCUUGAAACAGAAGGGAGCCAUCUUGUUCAAGGCCAGAACAGGAGUCUCUUGGAAGGUAAAAUUCGGGAAAUGCAAGCAUUUUUUGGAUUGACAGUGACUGGAGAAUUGGACUCAAACACGCUUGAGAUCAUGAAGACCCCCAGGUGUGGGGUACCUGAUGUGGGUCAGUAUGGCUACACCCUCCCUGGGUGGAGAAAACACAACAUCACAUACAGAAUAAUGAACUACACUCCAGAUUUGGCAAAAGGUGAUGUGGAUGAGGCUAUCCAGAAGGCACUGGAAGUGUGGAGCAAUGUCACUCCUCUGGUAUUCACUAAGAUUUCCAAGGGGAUUGCAGAUAUCAUGAUUGCCUUUAGGACUCGAGUCCAUGGUCGAUGUCCUCGUUAUUUUGAUGGCCCCUGGGGAGUUCUUGGCCAUGCCUUCCCUCCCGGAGUGGGGCUGGGUGGUGACACACACUUUGACGAGGAUGAAACCUGGACCAAGGAUGCAGAAGGUUUCAACUUGUUUCUUGUGGCUGCUCAUGAAUUUGGCCAUUCACUAGGGCUCUCUCACUCCAAUGAUCAAAGAGCCUUAAUGUUCCCAAAUUAUGUCUCCCUGGAUCCUAGCCAACACCCACUUUCUCAGGAUGAUAUCAAUGGAAUUCAAUCCAUUUAUGGAGGUCUACCUAAGGCACCUGCAAAGCCCAAGAGACCCACUGUACCCCUUGCCUGUGACCUUGACUUGACUUUUGAUGCUAUCACCAGUUUCCGCAGAGAAGUAAUGUUCUUUAAAGGCAGGAACAUGUGGAGGAUCUAUUAUGAUAUCCCUGAUGUUGAAUUUGAAUUAAUUGCUUCAUUCUGGCCAUCUCUGCCAGCUGAUCUUCAAGCUGCAUAUGAGAACCCCAAAGACGCAAUGCUGGUUUUUAAAGGUGAAAACUUCUGGAUGAUCAGAGGGUACGCUGUCCUGCCAGAUUAUCCCAAAUCCAUCCAUACGCUUGGCUUCCCAAGACACGUGAAGAAGGUCGAUGCAGCCGUCUGCGACCAAAACACAAGGAAAACAUACUUCUUUGUGGACAUUUGGUGCUGGAGGUAUGAUGAGAAGACCCAAACCAUGGACAGAGGAUACCCACAGAGGGUGGUAAAACACUUUCCAGGAAUUGGUCUCCGCAUUGACGCUGCUUUCCAGCAUAAAGGAUUCUUCUACUUCUUCCGUGGAUCAAAGCAAUUUGAAUAUGAUAUUAAGGCAAAGAACAUCACCCGAAUAAUGAGAACCAACACUUGGUUUCACUGUACAGAACCACUGCACUCAUCAAUUGAUUUCAGUGUCAACAAGGAAAACGCCUAUGCAGGAGCAAAGAGUGUGUUAUAUGAGAGCUUAAGCUUGCUUACUGUUAGCGUUGUUUAUCUGCUGAACAAAGCAAAUAGUUGCCCAUGAAUUCAUGGGCCUAAAUCAACCUUGAGAAACUUUUUAACU
Molecule: messenger RNA, 1601 nt
Organism: Ochotona princeps (American pika)
Lineage: Eukaryota; Metazoa; Chordata; Mammalia; Lagomorpha; Ochotonidae
Gene: MMP27
Product: matrix metallopeptidase 27
Exons: 10
Coding region: 24-1562 (512 amino acids)
Biological process (GO): proteolysis; extracellular matrix organization; collagen catabolic process
Cellular component (GO): extracellular matrix
Molecular function (GO): metalloendopeptidase activity; zinc ion binding
Source: RefSeq, a predicted model, not a curated record